AUGGCCAAGGGUAAAUUUCAACCUAAAGAACUCCCUGUAGCAACCAUGAGCUAUCCCUACUACUCUCCUCCACCACCUUCACCACCUCUCCCUUGUGCUCCGCCACCCCCGUCUCCACCGCCCCCAUGUAACCCUGUAACUGCAUCACCACCUCCACCUCCACCACCUCAUCGCCAUGGCCAUCAUCACCAUCAUCAUCCAAAAUCACCCCCGAAACAGUACAAUGCGCAACCACCUCCUCCUCCAUCACCAUCACCACCACCUCCCCAUCACCAUGACUAUCCCAAGCCACCGCCUCUGUCAUCUCCUCCUCCACCACCUCAUCACCAUGACUAUCCUAAGCCACCAUCUCCAUCACCUCCACCGCCACCACAUCAUCAUCAUCAUCAUCAUCACUACCCUAAACCAUCACCACCUCCUCCAUCACCAUCUCCUCCGCCACCGCAUCACCAUGACUAUCCUAAACCUCCGCCACCUUCUCCUUCACCACCUCACCACCAUGAUUACCCUAAACCUCCGCCACCCACUGCUUCACCACCACACCACCACGACUACCCUAAACCUCCACCACCCACUGCUUCACCACCACACCACCAUGACUACCCAAAGCCUCCACCACCUACUGCAUCACCACCACAUCACCAUGACUGUCCACCGCCAACCUGGGCUACUCCUCCAGCUUCACCACCAUCAGUUCCAGCACUGCCACCACCUCACGGCUCGGCUCCACCACCACAUGGUUAUCAUCACACCCCACCUACUGCCCUCCCACCACCACAUUACCCUCCAAAAUCAUCACCACCAAAACCCAGCUAUGAGGCGCCGCCUCCAAAGUCCGUAUACCCACCAAAACCCAGUGAAGGUGCUCCACCACCCAAACCAGUAUAUCCACCAAAGCCAAGUAAGGGCGCACCACCCCCCAAGUCGUACCCACCAAAGCCAAGUAAGGGCGCGCCGCCACCAAAGUCCGUAUACCCACCAAAACCCAGUGAAGGUGCACCACCACCCAAGUCCGUUUACCCACCAAAGCCCAGUAAGGGAGCUCCACCACCGAAAUCUUCAUAUCCACCAAAGCCAAGCAAGGGAGCUCCUCCACCGAAGUCAGUAAUAUAUCCACCAAAGCCAAGUAAGGGUGCGCCACCUCCAGGGUACAAUGGACAUUUUCCUCCACCUCCCACAUACUACGGUGCUCCUCCUCCACCUUUCGGAGGCAUCCCACCGUCCUCCAAUGAACUGGCCCCACCUCCCGGCGGGAAAAAUCACACCACUGUCAUCGCCGUGUGUGUCUCACUAGGCGGUGCAUUCUUCCUCGCAUUCCUUCUGGUCGGUCUCUUUUGCUUCGCCAAGAAGAAGAAGAAGAGAGUGAUGGUUCCCGCAGCCGUUCCUUGCGAACCCGAAGAAGAAGUCCAUGAAACAGUCAUAGCAACAGGUGUUUACGGCGGCGGCGAAGCAAGUGCUGCUGCAGCCGGAGGAGGAGCAGGUUACGGGGGAGAAGGAGGGGGCCCACCACCUCAUGAACCCGAGAUAGUCGGGGCUGGUGGUGCCGGUGGUGCUGGUUAUGGUCAUCAUCCAAGUUAUUAA
Molecule: messenger RNA, 1581 nt
Organism: Rosa rugosa (rugosa rose)
Lineage: Eukaryota; Viridiplantae; Streptophyta; Magnoliopsida; Rosales; Rosaceae
Product: extensin-like
Exons: 1
Coding region: 1-1581 (526 amino acids)
Source: RefSeq, a predicted model, not a curated record